AUGGCCUCCCCGCCUUACGCUGCACGUUUCCGAGACAAACUUCAUGAUGAGAAGAGGUCUCUCGAUCAAGCUGUGGCUGUGCCAUUAUCACAGCGAAAGAGAUGGCCUUUAGAAAGACUCAAGAAUCGCCACAUCUCGAACCCUUGUGCUUGUGCUCUCCAUCAAUCCUCCCCAUCCACAAUGGCUGAUAUCGUACUCGGAACCGUCGGCGUCAUCCCCGUCAUCGGGGCUGCCAUCGCAACGUACCGACAGCUCGACUCGCGCCUCAAGGUCUUCAACAACCACUCCGAAGCCCUGGACCGUAUGGCCAAGAGUCUGGACCGCAACUAUACCAUGUUCCAGCUCGAGUUUUACCAGCUGCUACGGUUCGCCUUCUCGGACAGGACUAUACAGCGGAUGAAGACGGAUCAGGGUUGCAAGGAGUGGAAGGAGUGCGAGGUGUAUGAGGCACGGAUGCGGAGGGGUCUUGGGGGCAGCUACAAGUCCUGCAAGAUCUUGGUGGACGAUAUUGCGGCUGCCCUGAACAGCUUCGCCGAGAAGCUAAACACGUGUGUGACAGUGGAAGAGGAAGACCAGCAAUCCAACAAGGGAAGCGAGACAAUGACCAAGUUCCUGCUACGCUGCCGAGUGACGCUGCUCGCUCCAGCGCUCGAUGGCAUCAACAGCCGGCUCCGUGAGCUUCUUCAGGACCUGACGUCUCUGCGGGAGAAGAUGGAAGCUCUUAGCAGAGCUCACCCGUCGGGUGGUGCUCUGCGGCUGCUCUCGUGGGUGGUUGCUGAGAGGUUUGAUCGAGGUGCUGAGAAGAGCAGCGAGGGCACGGCAGCUUGA
Messenger RNA from Fusarium keratoplasticum, 828 nucleotides. RefSeq lists its product as uncharacterized. Lineage: Eukaryota; Fungi; Ascomycota; Sordariomycetes; Hypocreales; Nectriaceae. The coding region runs from base 1 to 828 and encodes 275 amino acids. The record is from RefSeq and is a predicted model, not a curated record. The transcript is spliced from 2 exons.